UUCCGGAGUUAGCCGGAACUUAGCUGAUCCAGGAAAAGAUGAAGGGAUGGUUCGACGCCUUUCGCAACGACGGCGGUCCGACGCUCUACAGUUACAACAACCGCACUCCCGUCACCGGUGAUGUUCCCUUGGUUAUCGUAUUCGUGGUAUUCGGCACCCUGUUCACAGCAUUUCUAGUCAUAUUCCCGGGCGUCAGGAAAGAGCGGUUAACCACAUUUCUCACGGUUACCCUGAGCCUCUUCGUGGGUGCGACGAUUCAAGUGGCGCAAUACGGCUCAUCCUGGCAUACGAGCUCCGCUACCAUUGUCAGCUCUUACAGCGCUUUCUCCAAGCAUAAGGCAACGGCCGACAUAGGCGGUUACAUCGGUUUAAUGCACAUCAAUAUAACAUACAGGCUAUUGCCAAGUAGCGAGCAGACGAGCGGUGACGUCGAGUAUAAUGAACGGUUUUGGUGGCGGAGUUCUGGCGAGAUGUCCAGCGCCUUCAAGCAGGCCCUUCAUCAGGGCGCGCCGUUUCCCAUUGUCUCGUUGGCGGAGUACUUCAGUCUACAUCAAGAGGGAUUCUCCUGGGGUUCGCGAUAUCGUGAAGCUGGAUAUUAUGCUUCGAUAAUGUUGUGGACCUCUUUUGCCUCAUGGCUAAUGAUGAAUUUGUUACUUAUGGUGGUACCGCGAUAUGGAGCAUAUGGUAUGAUCUUUACGGGUUUAUGUAUGCUGUUAACAAACGUGAUCUACACGGCACUCUUACCAUGUGAGCCUCUGAUAGCUCACAUCGAGGGCUCGAUCCUUUCUUUCAACCUUGGUUGGAAUUACUGGUUGGUGUUAUCAGCUGGUGCCGCGUGUCUCUUUGCGGGACUCGUAAUAACAGCUAUAGACAUGAUUUUCCCUCAUCAAUUUUCAACCAUACUCGAAGUUGACUACGACACGCCGUACGAUAGACACGUCAUUAUAGAGGAAAGUUUCGAUACGCGUAACGUUAGACGGAAAGUUCCUAAGAUUGAAGAUUCGUUCGGUGAUCGAAUAAUGAGUCAACUGUCAUCUAAACUUCAAAGUAGACAUGCCGUUAGAGAGGAUACCGAAGGUGUCAUUAAUCGAGGCUAUACGUCGCACGAGUUGUCCGAAUUCCCGCAAGAAAUUGGUGAUGACUCCAGUAAGAGUAAUUGGUCGUAUCCAUUCCCGCCAACCUCACGCAGAACCAUUAAUGGCUAAUAUUCAUCAAUUUUCC
Messenger RNA from Cyphomyrmex costatus, 1221 nucleotides. It is a transcript of the gene mol, whose product is annotated as dual oxidase maturation factor 1 mol. NCBI's taxonomy places the organism in Eukaryota, Metazoa, Arthropoda, Insecta, Hymenoptera, Formicidae. The record is from RefSeq and is a predicted model, not a curated record. Gene Ontology annotation, biological process: protein transport. The transcript has 7 exons. The coding region runs from base 39 to 1205 and encodes 388 amino acids. Gene Ontology annotation, cellular component: endoplasmic reticulum membrane.